CCUUAAUAAAGUUAGGCCCAAUUCAUAUAUUCCAAUUUCCAAGCUUUUUUUCUAGGCCUUUGUAAAGUUAGACCUUAAUUCGUAUGAUUCCAAACUCUUUUUAAGUUCAAGGUUGGGCUUGCACUUGCUAAAAAAGAUUUGGACAAACUCGUCUUACUUUGUAAGGGUACGAGCCUGUGAGGAACGUUACUUGAUGAACCCGAUAAACGCAAAUCAACCAACCAACCCUGGUUGACACCUCAUUGCAACCUUUAUGGACCCGAUUCAAUUGCGGUGGUGUGAAUCAGCCACAUGAUCCAUCUUGAUUCACACCAAGAUUCAAUUGCGUUAAAUUACCAGAUGAACCGGACAAACCCGAUUCCCCAUACUAAACACCCCUCUCACACCCUAAUAAAUGGGUGAAAACCGUUAAUGCAUUAAUAUUUCUAUAGUUGAGUGAUUCAUAUAAAACACAGGUACUUGUUAAAAUAUCUUUAUAGUUUAGGGAUGCUGCCGUAAAUAUAAUAUAAAAAGAAACCGUCAUCCCUGAGAAAGAGUUAACCUGACCCCAAUAUUAACGGCCAUACCAUUACCAAGCCCUCUUCUCAUUCCCAUUACAUCUUCUUCCCUUGAUCGCAUCAUCUAUCGCUACAGAUAUGGAAGAUUACAGAAGACAAGGUGGAAUUCAGCAAUUGCUAGCUGCUGAACAAGAAGCUCGACAAAUCGUCAAUGCUGCAAGAACUGCAAAAUCGAACAGGCUUAAACAAGCCAAGGAUGAAGCUGAAGAUGAAGUAGCCAAAUAUCGAACCCAAAUGGAGAAAGAAUACCAGAAAACAGUCUCGGAGUCAACCGGUUUUUCUGGAGUGAAUGUAAAGCGACUCGAUGAAGAGACGGUUAAAAAGAUCGAUCACUUGAAGAAACAAGCUGCAAAGGUUUCGCCAGAGGUCGUCAAGUUGCUUAUGAACCAGGUUACUAAUGUCUAGAUUUAAUUUAUUUUAUUUACUACUGUCACUAAAUUCUUGUUUUCGCGAUAAAUAAGAUUGUUUAUGCAGCAUUUAUUUUUCAGAUAUGAACAUCAUUUUGAAUGUGUUAAUAAAGCCAUGACAUCGUUGCAAACU
Messenger RNA from Helianthus annuus (common sunflower), 1097 nucleotides. RefSeq names its product V-type proton ATPase subunit G1. Lineage: Eukaryota; Viridiplantae; Streptophyta; Magnoliopsida; Asterales; Asteraceae. Gene Ontology annotation, biological process: proton transmembrane transport. Gene Ontology annotation, cellular component: vacuolar proton-transporting V-type ATPase complex. Gene Ontology annotation, molecular function: proton-transporting ATPase activity, rotational mechanism. Bases 636 to 962 code for a protein of 108 amino acids. The record is from RefSeq and is a predicted model, not a curated record. The transcript is spliced from 4 exons.